Molecule: messenger RNA, 833 nt
Organism: Columba livia (rock pigeon)
Lineage: Eukaryota; Metazoa; Chordata; Aves; Columbiformes; Columbidae
Gene: CKS2
Product: CDC28 protein kinase regulatory subunit 2
Exons: 3
Coding region: 189-428 (79 amino acids)
Biological process (GO): regulation of mitotic cell cycle
Cellular component (GO): SCF ubiquitin ligase complex; cyclin-dependent protein kinase holoenzyme complex
Molecular function (GO): cyclin-dependent protein serine/threonine kinase activator activity; protein kinase binding; histone binding
Source: RefSeq, a predicted model, not a curated record
CGCUGGACGGCCGAGUCACGCGGCGGCCCGGGGGGCGUGGCGGAGCGGCUCGCUAUUGGCUGGCUGGGCAAGGCCAAUAGGAGCGGAGCUGUUGGAUUCAAACGGAGAGGGGUGCGGCAGCGGUGGUCAGUCGGGGCGGUUGUUCUUGAGUGGAGACGCCGUUGCAGCGCGUGCCGCCGCCUCUCGCCAUGGCUAACAAGCAGAUCUACUAUUCUGACAAGUAUUUUGACGAGCAGUACGAGUACCGGCAUGUGAUGCUGCCAAGAGAACUCUCGAAGCAAGUGCCAAAAUCCCAUCUAAUGUCUGAAGAGGAGUGGAGACGACUUGGUGUUCAGCAAAGCCUUGGCUGGGUUCACUAUAUGAUCCAUGAGCCAGAACCGCAUAUUCUUCUCUUCAGAAGACCUCUUGCAAAGGAUGAGCAGAAAUGAAGCGUUGCCUAUAAAUUUUCUCCUAGAUCUUCUGGAACUAUGUAUAUGACUGUAUAUAUGAUGGUAGUAUUCAGUGAAUACUUUAAAAAUGUACAAAACAUGCAUCCAUACUUGUGCAUGAGCUGUAUUAUUCACAGCAACAAAGCUCAGUCAAAUGCAAUUCCAUGUAGGCUGCUAUGAUGUUCAAAGAGUGUUAAAUUUUAUGUUCUUUACUGUUAACGUAAGUGCUUAUCUGACUGUUCAGUUAAGUUUGUUUUUAGUAAAGUCACAUAUAUGUUCUGACUAGAUGAUCACUUUUUACCUGUGCUCAGUAACUUGCACACUCAGCUUUUCUGCUGAAGUGUAGCAUGUUCGCCUGUUUAGUAGUAGGCGUAAAGAAAUAAAAUACACGGGUUUUAAUGGAAA